Molecule: messenger RNA, 791 nt
Organism: Sitodiplosis mosellana (orange wheat blossom midge)
Lineage: Eukaryota; Metazoa; Arthropoda; Insecta; Diptera; Cecidomyiidae
Product: succinate dehydrogenase assembly factor 2-B, mitochondrial-like
Exons: 3
Coding region: 103-573 (156 amino acids)
Biological process (GO): protein-FAD linkage; tricarboxylic acid cycle; mitochondrial respiratory chain complex II assembly
Cellular component (GO): mitochondrion
Source: RefSeq, a predicted model, not a curated record
AUUUGAAAUGUCAAUAUAGUCUGUCAUAGCAAUAUCGAUGGUGUUUUUCCGUCUUAAGUCUCUUGAUUUUGCAUAAUAAAGUCAAAAUUGAGAAACACAAACAUGAUUCGAACUAUAUUUCGCGGAGUAAUUUUUGGUCGAUACAAUGCUGUGGAACCAAGGAUAUUAGGUCGAAGUUUGUCUUCAAAAGAAUCGUCUCCGACUGAUGAAUCGGAUAUUGUUCAUUUAGAUGAUUCGGAUUUCAUCAAAAUUCCUGAAUAUCCCAUCAGGCCGAAUGAACCUUUAGAAAAUCGCAGACAAAGGCUCCUAUACCAAAGCCGUAAACGAGGAAUGCUUGAGAAUGAUUUGCUGUUAAGCACGUUUGCCGCAAAGUAUUUGAAAAAAAUGACAGAAGAACAAAUAGCCAUGUACGAUACUCUAAUAAAUAAACCAUCCAACGAUUGGGAUAUUUACAAUUGGGCAUUGGGCAGCAAACCAACACCACCAGAGUAUGAAAAUGAAAUAAUGGAAAUGUUUCGUAAACACGUGAAAAAUGACCUAAAAGAAAAGAGAAUUCGAAUGCCAGAUCUAUAAGUCAAUUUAUUUGUCAUUUUCUUGAUCAUUUUUAGUACAGUUAAUAAAUGGCCACAAAUGAAAUGAGUAGUAGGAAAAUGGGGAUUCUGGGCCAACUCUUGCGUCGACCACAUGGUUCUUGCAUCAUCCAUGCGGUAGCAAUGCGAACGCGUGCGUCAUCCUAAGAGCGAAGCCCAUACGUCGUACAUCAUUUACUCACUCGCUCACUCACACAUUCA